Cydia strobilella is the source of this 4626-nucleotide messenger RNA. RefSeq names its product E3 ubiquitin-protein ligase ariadne-1 (gene ari-1). NCBI's taxonomy places the organism in Eukaryota, Metazoa, Arthropoda, Insecta, Lepidoptera, Tortricidae. The record is from RefSeq and is a predicted model, not a curated record. Gene Ontology annotation, biological process: ubiquitin-dependent protein catabolic process; protein polyubiquitination; positive regulation of proteasomal ubiquitin-dependent protein catabolic process. Gene Ontology annotation, molecular function: ubiquitin conjugating enzyme binding; ubiquitin protein ligase activity; zinc ion binding. The transcript has 12 exons. Gene Ontology annotation, cellular component: ubiquitin ligase complex; cytoplasm; nucleus. The coding region runs from base 164 to 1684 and encodes 506 amino acids.
CUAGUAUUCACAUACGAUACGUCAGAGGUUUUGGCAACCCGUAGGUGAACUAUUUUCUUCAUUGUUGACCUUUCCUAAAUCUUAGGUGUAAUUAUUUCAUCAUUAGAAGUGCUUUAGCUUUACCGUUUAUAUCAAGUGUAGAUAUUUUGACAAAGCCUCAACGAUGGACUCGGAAGACGAUACAAAGGAUGAUGUGGAUUCUGGGAACGAAUCGAGCGGAGACGAUGUCGACUUUGUAAUGGACGAGACCCACAGUACUAGGGAACGACAGGUGGAGCUGGAUGAAUACCCGUACGAGGUGCUAUCUACAGAGGAAAUCGUCCAACACAUGGUUGAUUGCAUCAAAGAAGUGAACACAGUCGUCGAGAUACCAGCUACAACCACCCGCAUACUGCUAAAUCACUUCAAAUGGGACAAAGAAAAGCUCAUGGAACGUUUUUACGACGGCGACCAGGAUCAAUUGUUUUCCGAGGCCAGAGUCAUAAAUCCAUUUAGAAAACCAGUAAUACAGAGGCCAAAGAACGUGUUGCAGCUGCCCAGACGGACGUCGACGUCAGGAACUGAAGAGUGUGAAAUAUGUUUCACAGUACUGCCAACUGCGAUGAUGACGGGUCUGGAAUGCGGGCAUAGAUUUUGUACACAAUGCUGGUGCGAAUACUUGACCACCAAAAUAAUGGAGGAAGGCUUAGGUCAAACCAUAGCGUGUGCGGCGCACGCGUGCGAGAUAUUAGUCGAUGACGCGACCGUAAUGCGACUGGUGCGCGACGCGCGCGUCAAGCUCAAGUAUCAGCACAUCAUUACCAACAGCUUUGUGGAGUGCAACCGACUGCUCCGCUGGUGCCCGUCGCCGGACUGCAGCAACGCGAUCAAGGUGGCGUACGUGGAGGCGGCGCCCGUCACGUGCCGCUGCGGGCACACGUUCUGCUUCAGCUGCGGCGAGAACUGGCACGACCCCGUGCGCUGCUCGCUGCUGCGCAAGUGGAUCAAGAAAUGCGACGACGACUCUGAAACAUCGAACUGGAUAGCGGCGAACACAAAGGAAUGCCCGAAGUGCAACGUGACCAUCGAAAAGGACGGCGGCUGCAACCACAUGGUCUGCAAGAACCAAAACUGCAAGGCGGACUUCUGCUGGGUUUGCCUCGGACCCUGGGAGCCCCAUGGUAGCAGCUGGUACAACUGUAACAGAUACGACGAGGACGAAGCGAAGGCGGCCCGCGACGCGCAGGAGCGGUCGCGCGCGGCGCUGCAGCGGUACCUGUUCUACUGUAACCGCUACAUGAACCACAUGCAGUCACUGCGCUUCGAGUCCAAGCUGUACGCCUCCGUCAAGGAGAAGAUGGAGGAGAUGCAGCAGCACAACAUGAGCUGGAUCGAGGUGCAAUUCCUGAAGAAGGCCGUAGACAUCCUCUGCCAGUGCCGGCAGACGCUCAUGUACACGUACGUGUUCGCGUACUACCUGCGCAAGAACAACCAGUCCGUGAUCUUCGAGGAUAACCAGCGCGACCUGGAGUCCGCCACCGAAACGCUCUCCGAGUAUCUGGAGAGGGAGAUCACCAGUGAGAACCUGGCCGAUAUCAAGCAGAAGGUCCAGGAUAAAUAUAGAUACUGCGAGAGCCGGCGCCGCGUGCUGCUGCUGCACGUGCACGAGGGCUACGAGCAGGACUGCUGGGACUACACAGAGUAAUCACCUCACACCUCUCACCUCACUCCUCACAUUACUCAACUAACCACACUAUCACAUCUGUGCUCAAAACUCACACUAAGGUCAAAGUGAGGAAGAUCGUUUGUAAGGUAAGACCGUCUAAAGACUCUAGUCGCUUCUCUUUCAUUUGUACAGACGAUUAGUAAAGCAGAAUGAGCAAAGCUCUUCCUUUCCGCGUUCGUGGGACGUGGGAUUAUGCAAAUACGAGAGUUCUUGCCCUCUGUGACGGUCUACACAAAAAAAUAUGCCGGUCUUCCUCAUAUCGAUCUCCUAGUUAUCUCUGGCCGCUUGUCACGUCUUCAAACGUGAAAGGGCGGCGCGUGAGUAGUAAUGUUCUCAGCACAGACGUUUAAACCUGAUACUUGGUCAAAUACAGCCCUCUGUACCCAGACUGCACGAUUGUCCCCGUUCGAUAAUCACUCGUCAUUUCUCGAAAAGUCUUCUAGAAAUCGAUUUUCGUUCAUGUCAUCUCGGAUAUGGGUAUAUUUUGUAUCAGUGACGUCUUAUGAUAUCACAGUAACUUCCCCCACCAUUUUCGCGCUUGUCAUCUCAUAUAUUUGUGUUCAGGACAUUAUACUGAAUGCAUUGAUACCAUAUUUACCCAUAUCCGAGAUGACAUGAACGAAAAGUAACCUAAAACCUGUUUCGUCGCCCUAAUAAUUUUGAAAUUAUAUAUUUUAUAAAUCACGAACUCAAAUAAACAAAUAUGACAAUUCAUUUACUCAUAUUAUGUCGUUCGCCAAUCAUGUUUCAUUUUCCAUACAUCGCAUGACUUCGGAAGAAUGCAAUGGAAAUAAAAACGAAUCCGUGUUGAUUAUCUUGAUUAUAUUAUUUAUUAAAAUUUUAUCUUUAUUCUUAAACUGAAUGUUUUUUCGAAAUUAAGUUCAAAGAGCUUUUUAUAGGUUUAUGUGACGCGUUCACGGUCAAAUUGUCUAAUAAAUACAUUCACGUCUAAACCCAAUAACAACACAUUUUAAAAUAAAGAGAUGCAUGAUCCAAACACCUUGUGUUCGUUUUGAAUUUAUUGUGUGUAAGAAUUUUAUUUUUAUUGUCUUCGGUUACCGCGAUAGUUACUCAUGAAAUAAAACUAUGAAAACGGAUUAUAUCGCGUAUAUUGAAUUUAUAAUACAUCCCGACGUUUCGAACUCUUUACAGCGUUCGUGGUCAACGGGUAAUUUUAUUUUUCUGAUAAUAUUUUAUUCAUCUAUGUAUACACUACCGGUCAAAAGUUUUAAGUUCACCCCUUGUUUUUGGUACAAAUGAGUACUUUUGUGCGUACUUUUAAACAGAUUUCAACAUAUAUCCGAAUUGCAAAAAAAUAUCGCACAAAAGUACCCAUUUAUACCGAAAACGAAAAGUGAACUCAAAACUUUUGACCGAUAGUAUAAAUUAUAUUAAAAUAUGUAUAAAAUAAUUUUUCGUAUUAUAUAGGAUGAUUCAUAUUAGGUACAUAUAUCGCUGUUGAGGGACAUGUUUUGCUGAUGUAAGAUCUCAUGUAAUUUACAUUUUAAAAGUAUAUUUUCACGUGGUGAAAGAUAUAUUUACUAAUACUCUCAUUUGGUACUUCUAUCAUUAAAAACUAGUUUCUAAAGUGUAUAAUGGUAAACCAACACUACUCGUACUGUCAGUAAUGCCAUUUCAUUCAAAAGUUGUAUUAACGGUAAUUCAUAAUAUUUUGUUCUAAAAUUUGAAACCAUUAGUAUCUUUUAGUGCAGAAUUUAGAAGUUUAUUUUGGUCAUAUUUUUAUCUAGAAACGAUAACCAUAAUUGAAAUUAAUUGAACGGACUGGAAUAUAAGUUUUGUAAUGAUGAAAAUUGUCUGUAGUCCUUGAGAAUUUCCUGACACUUGUUAAAAUGUACACUCGAUGUUCGAAAGAGCCAGGGUCGUAUGGUUUCGUCGAUGUCAUAUAGUUAGACUAGUAAGUAUAGCUUGUAGCUAGUACCAGAAACACUUGUCCAGGGAAUUUUCCGUUGAUUUGAUGUUACUUCAAAACUUUUAUUUUUAAUGUUUAGUUUGACUGUGUAAUAAUAAUUAUCGUGUAAAUCGUAUUAGUGUAGUGUAACAUUUAAAACUUCGAUGACACUUAUUUGAUAAUUGUAUAUGUACCUCAUGUCCCUCGGGAUUUAGAAUAAUAGCAGUUUGUUACUUUAUUUUAGCUUUGGCUUGUUAAUUUGAACUACAAAAAAAGUUUGAAAACUAGCAUGAAAUGGCACAAUACAUUGCGAUGAAGAAGAAUCAAAAAAAUAUAUUUUACCAAAAAUCCUAUUUUUGUUAUUAGAGUAGGGCUUAUGAAUACGAUGGUAAGCUGUUCGAUCGAAGUUUAGUUUGUUCGGCGUUGUGGCCCUACAAUAACCUUACACAUAGCGUACGUUAAUUAGUGGUAUACAGACACGACCGGUACUGGAACUCGCCGACUGAGGGUCGUUAAAGUAAACGUAAGUCGCGGCUAAGUUAACACUAAAUGUUUGCAUCUCGGGAUUCGCUAUUUCAUACAAGUUAAGAGAUAAAAUCUAUUUUUGAAAGUCUAGUGAAUUCAAGCUUUUUGUACAAUACAACUUGCGCUACAUAUCUGAUAUCUUUGUCAUAAAUAUAUUAAACGAUUCGUGCAUAAGUCGGUUGCACUGCCAGUAAACGUCUAAAGUAAAUUAAUGUAAAGCUUGCGUAUGAGUGUUCACAUAGUGAGCGCGCGUAGAGUAGAAGGUCCUGGCUCCAACAGACAAGCGAACAUACCGGAGUAACGCCACGGUAUCGCUAAGGUAGCUAAAGGACUUAGUUCGGAACACACUUGUACAUAUAGACGCUAUAUAAAUAUGGUUAACUUGUAACUCACAUUAUGACAAUGGUAUUGAUGAGCAUCGUGUGUGUGACUAUGUUUAAGGACACAGUUGGUCAAGUAAGAAUGAAUAAAAUAGUAACAUCGACUA